This is a messenger RNA of Trifolium pratense (red clover), 696 nucleotides long. Its product is annotated as protein STIG1-like. The transcript has 2 exons. The record is from RefSeq and is a predicted model, not a curated record. The coding region runs from base 1 to 696 and encodes 231 amino acids. Lineage: Eukaryota; Viridiplantae; Streptophyta; Magnoliopsida; Fabales; Fabaceae.
AUGAGUACUCUAGCAACACAAUUUGUAACAAUUGUGACAUUGCUUCUUGUGUUGCUAAUCAAAAUUGAUGGAGAUUCAAUUUCACCAAUUCCAAAUGAUGAAGUGAACAAAAAUUCCACCACCAACAUUGUUGCGGAAGUUGGUGUGGAUCAAAUAGACCCAGUUGAUUGCACUAAUAGACCAGAGAUAUGUAGUAAUGGAGAAUUUCCACCAAGAAGUGUAUGUUGUAGAAACCGUUGUGUGGAUCUUACAAGUGAUAUAAAUAAUUGUGGAUUUUGUGGGUUUAGUUGUCCUUCAAAUAAUUGGCAUUGUUGUAAUCGUUUGUGUAUAAACACAAACUUUAGCCCUUUGAAUUGUGGUGGAUGUGGUAAUACAUGUCCUAUUGGAAGAUUAUGCUUACUUGGUACAUGUGCCUUUACACCACCGGCGGAGCCUACACCGGUAGUGCCCACACCGGCGGUGCCCACACCGGCACAGCCGGCACCAGUGCAGCCGACACCAGUACAGCCAGCACAACCACCACUUCUCCCUCCAGGGUUGCCGGAACAAAAAUCAUUGAAGAUGUCCAAUCACCAGCCUGAUCAAUAUCCUAAACACCCAAGUCCCGAUGGAGGACUGAGUGAUCGAAAUCAACUUAAUAAGAUUUUUGGUACAUACUUAGUUCCUAUUACAUUACAAAGCUCCACUGAAAAGUAA